CACAGCGCUGGUAAAAAUCAUGGCAGACACUUCUAGUAUGCUAUGAUAUCAAAUUCAGAGAAGUUUACUUCAAUAUUAAUAAACAUAAUUAAUUUAUAAUAAAUAAUCACAAAAAAUGUCUACCAAAAGACAUGGAUUAUCAAAAGAAGAAAUUGCCAAACAGUUUAUGUUACCAGAGAGAAAAAGUAAAAUAGCAACACUUUUGAAACAAGAUGGUCAAGCUUAUUGUAUUUGUCGAAGUUCUGACAGUUCACGAUUCAUGAUUGGCUGUGAUGCUUGUGAAGAAUGGUAUCAUGGAGAUUGUAUAAAUAUUACAGAAAAAGAAGCUAGAUACAUUAAACAAUUUUUUUGUGUGCGUUGUAGAGAAGAAGAUUCAUCAUUAAUAACUCGAUACAAACCUCGGAAAACUGAUCAAGAAGAACGAAAAUAUAAAAAGUAUAAAGAAAAGGAGCGUGUUCAUCGUUAUGAAAAUGAUGAAUCUUGGGAUCCGAUAAAAAAAUCAUCAAAACGGUGUGGUGAAUGUAAUGGAUGCUUAAGAACUGAAAAUUGUGGUAAAUGUGACCCUUGCAGGCAUUUGAAAAAAUUCGGGCCAUCUGCAAGAUUAAAAUUACGUUGCAUUCAACGGACAUGUCGAACAGUUGGAAUAAAUCCUUUAAAAUCAUCUAAAAACUUCAAUAGAUUUGAUAAACCAAGCAAAAAGCGUAAAAGAGACUCUAGUAAUGAACGAAUUGAUCAUUUAGAGCCUCCUAGACAGUGUUAUGGACCCGCUUGUAUAAAACAAUCAAGAUUAGGCAGUAAAUAUUGUUCAGAUGAAUGUGGGUUAAAAUUAGCAACAAAUAGAAUUUAUCAAGUUUUACCUCAGAGAAUUCAAGAGUGGUCACUGACAACUUGUGUUGCUGAACAAAAUAACAGAAGAGCUCUAGAGAGUGUUAGAAAACAACAAAACGAUGUCAGAAGAAUAUUACAAGAAUUAGAUAAAAGACAUUUAGAAUUAGAUAGGAUUAUUGAGAGAGCAAAAAAUGCUUCGAUUGAUCCCAACUCAGAGGUUGAUGAAAAUGAUGAUACAGAAAUGAGUAUGUAUUGUAUUACAUGUGGACACGAAAUACAUUCUAGAACUGCUAUUAAACAUAUGGAAAAAUGUUUUAAUAAGUAUGAAUCUCAAGCAUCUUUUGGUUCUAUUUUCAAGACUCGUAUUGAAGGUCAAGUCAUGUUUUGUGAUUUUUACAAUCCAGUGAACCGCACGUACUGCAAACGUCUUCGUGUUUUAUGCCCAGAACAUUGCAAAGAUCCUAAAAUAAGUGAUACUGAAGUGUGCGGUUGUCCUCUAGUUACCAAUGUGUUUGAUAUGACUGGUGAAUUUUGUCGUGCUCCUAAAAAGAGCUGUGUUAAACACUACGUCUGGGAAAAAUUAAGAAGAGCAGAAAUUGACAUGGAAAGAGUUAGACAAUGGUUGAAAAUUGAUGAAUUGGUUGAGCAAGAGAGACAAAUCAGAUCUAGUAUGGCCACUCGUGCUGGAGUUUUAGCUUUAAUGUUACAUUCGACUUAUAAUCAUGAGCUAAUGGAGCAAAUGACUAAAGAACAGACUCGUGAACAACUUGAAGCAAUGGAAAAAGAGUUACAGAGAAGAUAUAGCCAAUUUCAUCAGCGGAAACAGCAAAAAAUUGAUUAAGUUAUUUAUCAAAGAAUUCAAUCAUUGUAUUAUGAAACAAUAAAUUAAAUAUUUUAUUUAAUAAAA
Molecule: messenger RNA, 1735 nt
Organism: Chelonus insularis
Lineage: Eukaryota; Metazoa; Arthropoda; Insecta; Hymenoptera; Braconidae
Gene: Cfp1
Product: CXXC finger protein 1
Exons: 5
Coding region: 116-1669 (517 amino acids)
Cellular component (GO): Set1C/COMPASS complex
Molecular function (GO): zinc ion binding; DNA binding
Source: RefSeq, a predicted model, not a curated record